AUGACUCUACAAAGUAAUCCAGACAAGCCUAAUCUCCCAACCAUCUCGGGCAGCCAUCCGACCUUCGCCCUUGAAGACAACGCCCGUCCCGAAGUAACCACAACAUCUGCAACAAGUGCUCCCUCAUCCGCUUCCGCUUCUGCCGCUUCUGCUGCUGCUGCUGCCGCUGUCGCCGCCUCCACUCGUCCCUUCGCACGAGCGGCGCGGCAACGCCAUUUUCCACUCGCUAAUGAUACUGCUGGCCCUGUAAACCGUAUCCUGGAGGAGUAUUCGACGGAGAUUGGACAUUAUGGUUUAACACCUGCUGCGGCCCCUCAUCAACAGUCGUUUGUUGGGGACUCGACGGUGUGGUCGCUGAACGAGUCAAACACGAGAUCGAGGACAAAUUGGGCGGCAAGCAGGGCGAAUACCACGGUAGUACAACAGUCGCACUGCACUACCACUUCGGCGACAACACAGGGGAAAGGGAAGAGGUUACCGGAGGGUGAACCCGACGACCGGGAGACGAAUCGGCGCGCACUCAAGAAACCGCGCGCUCGCCUGACGCCGCCCCGCAAAAUUGACCUGAAGUCUUACCCCAAGCCUACGUUUCCACCCAAGCUCGCUGACGGCCUGACCUCCCCGCUAUUCUUCUCGCAUCGGAAUAGACCGCCCAUCGCAAGACCUCUUAGCUUUUCCGGGUCUGAGGGAGCAACCAUGUUAAAAAGUGUGCGGGACGGUACCGAGGUCACGACUCUAAAGCUUGCUCGGGGCACCGUAAGCUCCACAAGUCCGGGGAGAUCUUCCAGCACGCCUGGUAGUUGGUCUUCGAUUGACGCCGGGAACCUUGCGCGGAGUCCCGAGUCCCUAGUUUCUACACCAGGACUACAAGCGCUACAAGGUAUCGGUGUCCUCGAAUUAUUAGAGCGCGAUGACAGGCCAACUUUCAUUGUGGAUAUUUUAACUCCAAUUGGUAACACAUCAGACCCCCUGGCUUUACUUUAUGCGAAUCCGGCUCUUCAAUUUUCGGAUUCCAUUCGUCAAUUACUUUCGGUAGACUCUCGCGACAGCGUAGAAGCGCGGGAUGAGUUUAUUCACUUCAAGAGUUGGGUGAAGUCAGGCGGUGGCAACGUUGAUGAAGGCGAUAUAUUUCUCCCCUCAUUUCGGUACGGGGGAUUUAGCUGGACUUGCUCAACUAUUCGAAAUCGGUAUCGAUUUGUCAGUGUAAAUACUAGUGUUGCCUCGAUCGCGCGAACCUCACCUGAACCGUUAUUGGACCGCGAAACUAGUAUCGAUUCGCGAACUCGGGACCUUACACCCAUUGCUCAAGCGAAAUCUCCUAGUGGUGAUAUCGUGUUACCCGAUCGAGAUUACUUUAGUAUUGCUAAUCCUAUUGAGGUUGAGGGUCAACUCCGGCGGGACGUGAGUAGCGAUGGGGAAAUCAGCGCGCCGUUACAUUACGACGACGGUAUGACGCCGGAAGCCAUCCCACCUGUGUUACAGCCUUCCUUCGACUGGACUCGUAUACCAUUUUCUCAGGAUCUUCCGGAACACAUACAAUUCGCUCGCACAAGAGAUUGGGCAUCGACACCGCUCGGUCCAAUUGAAACGUGGUCUUCGGAACUUCGCGCCAUGGCGAAUAUGGUUAUGGGUAGUCCUAAUCCUGCUGCGAUGUAUUGGGGUCCUGAAUUCACCACCAUGUAUAACGAAGCAUACGUCGCUCUAGCUGGUGCGAAGCAUCCUUCACUCAUGGGUCAGAACUAUAAAGACGCGUGGGGCGAGCUCUGGCCCGAAUUGCAACCUAUUUUGGAAAGUGCUUGGAAGUCAGGCCAAGCAACAAUGAAGAAUGACGACCGUCUCAUUCUACGACGUAACGGUUUCGACGAAGAAACGUUCUUUUCGUGGUCGAUCGUACCUCUCGUCGGCAAUGAUGGCUCUGUUGUUGGUUUAUUCAAUCCAGCCUUUGAAAAUACUCGACGGAAAGUUGCUGAAAGGAGAAUGUUAACGCUGCGCGAAGUGGGAGAAAGAACUGCCUUAGCUCGUGACGUGAAGAGUUUCUGGAGUCAGGUCAACAAGGGCCUCGAAUACAACGAGGACGACAUACCUUUUAAUCUGGUUUAUUCGGUUACUGAGGACUCUGACAGCGACGUUUCAUCUAUGCACUCGGGCAGCUGGGUCAACCCACCUCAGCUGAUGCUCGAGGCUUCUCUCGGCGUACCUCAAGGCCACCCAUUGCUAGUUGAGUCUCUCAAUCUAAGGACAAGUAGCGAAGGUUUUGCUCCGUACAUGCGGGAAUCCAUGUCAAAGUCGGGGCAACCUGUUAUCCUAUCCGCAGAUGAUGGAUCAUUACCCGAUGGUCUAAUGAAUGGAUUAGCGUGGAGAGGCCCGGGCGAUGCAUGCAAAUCUAUCGUCAUUUUCCCUGUCCAUCCGACUACCGGCAGCGAGAGCGUCGUAGGCUUCAUAGUGAUGGGUGUAAAUCCCAGAAGGCCAUACGAUGAGGACUACCAACUUUUCAUUAACCUAUUAUCUCGACAACUCGCAACUUCGCUAGCGUCCGUCGUCUUAUUCGAAGAGGAAAUUCGUCGUGGUCAGAAGGCAGCCCAGAUCGCCGCAGCAGAUCGCCAGGAAUUAACAAAGCAAUUGCACUUAAGAACACAAGAGGUUGAGGAGAGCGAACUAAAGUUUACGAGAAUGGCCGAAUUUGCUCCAGUUGGGAUGUUUAUCGCCGACGAGGAAGGUCACAUUACAUACAGUAACGAUAUGUGGUGGGAUAUAUCAAGACACAAUAGGUCUUCGGGUGUGGAUACAUGGAUGGAAAGUGUCAAAGACGAGGACCGACCAGCUUUACAGACAAUAUGGCGAUGUUUGCUUAGGGAUAAGAUUGCGAUCACCCACGAGUUUCGGUUCAAGUGUUCCCGUCACGAAGGAGAAAAUGUGAUAGAUACUUGGGUGUUGAUGAGUGCAUACCCAGAAAAGGAUGCCGAUGGUGGCAUCAAAGGAAUUUUCGGGUGCGUUACAAAUAUCUCGCAACAAAAACUUGCCGAGCAGAUACAAAUGCAGCGACGAGAGGAGGCGGUCGAACUCAAGCGGCAACAAGAGAACUUCAUUGAUAUUACGAGUCACGAGAUGCGUAACCCAUUAAGUGCGAUCCUUCAAUGCGCAGACGAAAUAUCUGGCACAUUAUCGAACAUCAAACCAUCCGGAGAAACCAAUGGGCAGAAGGAAGCCUUGAGAUUGGCCAUGGAGGGUUGUAUGGAAGCAGCUAACACCAUAACGCUUUGCGCCAGUCACCAAAAGCGAAUAGUCGACGAUAUCCUCACCCUUUCCAAAUUAGACUCACAACUACUUCUCGUCACCCCCGUCGAUGUUCAGCCGUUAGCCGUAGUGCAGCGUGUUUUGAAGAUGUUCGAGAGUGAGCUAAACACGAACGGCAUUGAGAUGAAGUUCCAAGUCAAAAAUCGAUACCUUGAUAUGGGCAUUGACUGGGUCAAACUUGAUCCUUCGCGACUUUUACAGGUCCUAAUCAAUCUGAUGACAAAUGCUAUUAAGUUUACACAAUCGCGUCCUCAACGAUCGAUUGUAGUGACACUAGAUGCUUCCAGUCAGAUAUCAGAAAGGACCGAUUCUGGUAUUCAGUACUUUCCUAGCGACCGCGCCGACAGGGACGAUAUGACCGAUCAGCCCGAAUGGGGUAACGGAGACAAAAUCAAUCUUCAUUUCUCCGUUCAGGACACCGGUCGGGGCUUAGAUGAGCACGAAAGGAAACUCUUAUUCCAGCGCUUCUCUCAGGCCACUCCCCGAACCCACGUUCAGUAUGGUGGAUCAGGCUUAGGUCUAUUUAUAUCCAGAAUCCUAACUGAAUUGCAAGGAGGCCAAAUCGGUGUGACUUCUCAGAAGGGCAUUGGCAGCACGUUCUCUUUUUACAUCCAGAGUAGGAAAGCAGACGGUCCGUCACCCGAUGCGCACGCCGCAUUGCCGAUUGCUCCCCCUCUGACACGUGCUCCCGGGUCCUCAACGACUAUCGAGACGCGGCACCCGAAAACCGCUUCUCAAGAAAUGCUUAGCCGCUCUGCGAAGAGCAUUGCUUCCAAACCACGAUAUUCGGAAGAUGGCAGACGCCUGUUUGAUGUUCUUAUUGUGGAAGACAAUUUAGUCAAUCAGAAAGUGCUCCAAAGGUCACUUCGAAACGUUGGGAACAGCACCAAGGUUGCUAACCAUGGAGGUGAAGCCCUGGAGGUAUUGCAACAGUCACGGUACUGGACCGGUAAGGAAGAAUCUGGCGAAGAUAUCUCCGUUAUUCUGAUGGAUCUUGAAAUGCCGGUGAUGGAUGGUAUGACCUGUGCUCGCAAAAUUCGGGAACUCGAGAGGAAUGGAACGAUCGUCAGCCAUAUCCCCAUCAUCGCCGUCACGGCGUAUGCGCGGCCCGAGCAGAUAGAGAAUGCUAAGGCCGCAGGCGUUGACGACGUCAUAUCUAAACCGUUUCGUAUGCCCGAGCUCAUACCGAGAAUAGAGCAAUUAGUUGCAGUCCACACACCAUAUGCCGAAGCUUUGGCAGCAUAA
Messenger RNA from Hypoxylon trugodes, 4539 nucleotides. RefSeq lists its product as uncharacterized. The coding region runs from base 1 to 4539 and encodes 1512 amino acids. The record is from RefSeq and is a predicted model, not a curated record. The transcript is spliced from 2 exons. Gene Ontology annotation, molecular function: phosphorelay sensor kinase activity. NCBI's taxonomy places the organism in Eukaryota, Fungi, Ascomycota, Sordariomycetes, Xylariales, Hypoxylaceae. Gene Ontology annotation, biological process: phosphorylation; phosphorelay signal transduction system.